AUGGAAGAAAAGUUAAAUGAAAUGGAACAAGCUGGUAUCAUCACAAAGACAUCAACGCCUUACAGUAGUCCAUUGACAUUCACUCUUAAAAAAAACGGCUCAAUUAGAGUUCUGCUUGAUGCCAGAAGCAUAAAUAAGAAAAUGGUUGCAGAAACAGAGAAACCACCUAUACAAUUAGAUGUUUUGAAUUCAUUUCACGGAGCGAAUUAUAUCACUACCAUUGACUUAAAUAAUGCAUAUUUUCAAAUUCCGAUAAAUAAAGAUGGUAGAAAAUAUACUGGAUUCACAUUUAAUGGAAAGUCAUAUGUAUAUAAUGUUUUGCCGCAAGGAUUAAAAACAUCAGUAGGAAGCUUUAGCAGAGCCAUGAAUUUAAUAUUAGGACCAGAAGUCCAAGAAUUUUGUGUGAACUAUUUAGAUGAUGUAGCCAUUAUUACAACAGGAACGUUAGAUAAACAUUUGGAGCACAUUGAUAUUGUUUUAAGUAAAUUGAACAAAGCUGGCUUAACGUGUAACUUGCAGAAAUGUGAAUUUAUUUGUAAAGAAAUUAAAAUGCGGGGUUUUAUAAUUUCAACAGAAGGCAUAAAGACAGAUCCCGAUAAGAUUGGAGCGAUCCAAGAGUUUCCAGCACCUAAAAAGAUUAAACAAUUAAGGGCCUUUUUAGGUCUAUGCAAUUUUUAUAGAAGGUUUAUACCAAAUUAUAGCGAGAGCAUAAUACCGCUCUGUGAAUUACUUAAAAAGGGACGAAAGUUCCAAUGGAGCGGUAAAGAACAGAAGGCAUUUGAUUUUAUAAAACAACAAUUUAUUAAUACAAUACAAUUGCAUCAUCCAGACUUUAAUAAGCCGUAUUAUUUACAAACAGAUUGUUCCGGUGUGGGUAUGGCCGGAGUACUAUAUCAGAUAGAUGAUAAUAAUGAAAUGAGAAUUUUAGGCUAUCAUAGUAAAGCCUUAAAAGGCCCCGAAUUAAAUUGA
This is a messenger RNA of Parnassius mnemosyne (clouded apollo), 969 nucleotides long. Lineage: Eukaryota; Metazoa; Arthropoda; Insecta; Lepidoptera; Papilionidae. The record is from the annotation of a GenBank genome assembly.